This is a messenger RNA of Nothobranchius furzeri (turquoise killifish), 660 nucleotides long. Its product is annotated as E3 SUMO-protein ligase ZBED1-like. Gene Ontology annotation, cellular component: axonemal central apparatus. Gene Ontology annotation, biological process: axonemal central apparatus assembly; epithelial cilium movement involved in extracellular fluid movement. NCBI's taxonomy places the organism in Eukaryota, Metazoa, Chordata, Actinopteri, Cyprinodontiformes, Nothobranchiidae. The record is from RefSeq and is a predicted model, not a curated record.
AUGAGCCUAGACGUCACCAAUGACCUCAUAACGCUCAGCCUUCCACAGACCAUCAGCACACCCCUCCAGCCUAGGCUAGCUGGAAACAAGACCUUUGAGGCGGAGCUCAUCAAAGCUCAGUUCCACGAGGACUCGUGGCAGGCCUGCGUGUCUCUGCUAGUCGGGAGGAGUCCAGAGGAAGAGAAGCAGCUCAUCAGCCCCCUGGCUAGAGCCGUGCUCAAGCCACAACGGAAACUUUUCACCAUUCUAUCCCGGGACAACGUUCUCCUGAAGAUACGUGAACUGGGAAAUCCUAGAGCAAAGAAAUCCGAUCAUCUUCCCAUGUUCUACGAGAUCACUGAGGCUGCUAAAGCGUUGAUGGAUGCAGGAGAGGAGAUUCCUUGUAACCUGAUGACUGAAGUACUGAAGUUCAUGCUGCUGCAGAUCAAAGCCAGCGAUGAGCACAGGAGAGAGGGAGAGCAGGUGAGUGGUGCUAGGGGUGGGUGCAAUUAAUCGAUGUGGCGAUGCAUCUAAAAGCUUAACAUGUUGUUUCGGCAUCGAUUAAUGAACGUCGAUGCUUAAAAAAACAUAACAUCAAAGUUUUGUUGCGAAGCCAGUACUAAAAAAAAUAAAAACACGUAACCGGAGCCUGAACGCGCGCGUCGCCCAGACUGUUAAGUG